Molecule: messenger RNA, 678 nt
Organism: Stylophora pistillata
Lineage: Eukaryota; Metazoa; Cnidaria; Anthozoa; Scleractinia; Pocilloporidae
Source: RefSeq, a predicted model, not a curated record
AUACUCAUGGGGGAAAGAUGGCACGAACUCAGUCUUGUGAAGAGAGUAAACACCAUCAUUGUAAUCGAAGGUGGAUGUAGUAAACAGCUUCAAGAAAGACUGAACAAACUUGGUGUCUGCUUGUCACAUGGCACAGGAGACACACUCCUUAAGCUGUUGGGAGGUCACUUCUCAGAUGUGGUUGUCAGAAAAAUAAAGGAUGGCAAGGUAAAAAAUAGAAGUAAAAUAGAUAGAAGUAAAAAAGUUUAAAGAGGCAGAUUGUAUUUCCCAAUGAACCUGACACUGGCCACUACAAGACUAUCAAAUAGAAAUAACAUUAAAUGUCUUAUAUUCUUUUAUAAAUGUACUGAAGAGAAUUUUAGGCUAAUUAGGUAAUUGAAAUUGGUUCUUAAGUACAGGAGAAAAAAUAUGAAAACAUUGCUGCAAGCAACUUGGUAAUUGUAUCUUACUUUAUCUGCCACCACUACCUCACCCCAACAAGACAUUGUACUGAUUCUCUUAUUCUUGUGUUUUGAUAGAAUGAUGAAUUUUGAAAAUAAGAACCUGUUUUAACUUUCUUAGGCUAAAUAGCUUCUUGUCAAGAGGGGGUAUAAAUGGCAAAUUUAGGCUAACAGGUUCUUAAUUGUUAGGUUCUUAGCCGCAGGUAUUUACCGUUUUUGUACUCUUAAUAUUAUUAGG